This is a messenger RNA of Lobosporangium transversale, 615 nucleotides long. RefSeq lists its product as hypothetical. NCBI's taxonomy places the organism in Eukaryota, Fungi, Mortierellomycota, Mortierellomycetes, Mortierellales, Mortierellaceae. The transcript has a single exon. Bases 245 to 565 code for a protein of 106 amino acids. The record is from RefSeq and is a predicted model, not a curated record.
CAACGUUCUAUUACCACAGCCCAGCCCGCAGCCCCCCUCACCAAUUCAGCCCAGGUUUUUGCUCAGUCGCAGCAGUACUCACCAACACAGCCAAUCGAGCCCCAAAGCUAUUCUCGUCAACACUCGAUCAAUGAAUCAUCUAGUGAGUUAGGUGCCUCUUCACCUACAUCUCGGAGCCCAAUAGCUGCUCCUAUAGGCCGAGGAGCUCUGAGUUACAGUGGCGCAUUAAGGAAGAAUUCAGUCAAUGAUGGCCAUGCUGUCCGCAUGGGUUUGGCAGACCCUCUUUCCUCGGAUGAUGACUCCUCUAUUUAUCGCUUUCAGUCUAGGUCUCCUUCGUUAUAUUCUUUACUUGAGAGUCAAAACUCCGUUCAAGAAUAUGGAAAGUCACCUCCAACAACCACAGUGUCAUUCAAGCAUGGUCAAGGACAAUCAACUCGAGGAUCAAGACCAGGAUCACUGGCAGGAUCUUUUACUGAGGAAAUCAACUGGCCCUUUCGUCGCGGCAGUAGCGGCGUUGCACCAAAUUAUCCAAGCGACAAGAAUGACAGGGACCAAGAGAGUAUAAACGAAGAAAAUGGGGAUGGGGUUCAAAUUAUACCGGACAAUCAACGCGAC